This is a messenger RNA of Labrus bergylta (ballan wrasse), 1318 nucleotides long. Lineage: Eukaryota; Metazoa; Chordata; Actinopteri; Labriformes; Labridae. The record is from RefSeq and is a predicted model, not a curated record.
GAUGAGUCAGAGCAUCAUGGCCUUCACACUGGUGCUCCUGCUGCAGCUGCUCCUGGUCUCACUGGCGUCUGCCUCUCAUCACAUGGGGGGAACCACGACCUACACCUACAGAGGAAAAGCCCCUGAUGGGAGACAUAUUGUGGACUUUCACAACAGGGACACCUACGACCGCUGUUCCUACUCACACUACUGGUCUUGUUACCAGGGUCAGUGUGGCUUAAAAGCCAGUACACAGUAUGGGAUAAUAGACAACAGCACGAAUGCUCCGUCUAACGAACAACUUUGGUGUGAAACUGAAACAGUUGAUACCAGAUACAUUUCCAGUGACAAACCUUUUCAAAUGAGGUCAGCUAGUUGUUGUUGGAUUAACACGCGUAAUGCAGGCGGUUGGUCAAAUUGGAGGCUACUGACUACUGUGGAUUUGGGAAGAAGAUCUGACACCAGAGAACCAAACAGAUCACCAGACAUUGCCAUCCUGCCUCUACUACGAGUUCCUCAGAACUGCCCACGGACCUACAAGCUGACUACCUUUGAUCCUGACGGUGACAAAGUUCGAUGCCGAUACGGAAAUGUCCAAAAUGUGGAAUGUGGCGCAUGUGACCAACCUUCAGGCUUCCACUUAAAUCCGGACUCCUGCACGUUACAAUACAACAGCACCAGUUAUGACCACAGAAGUUAUGCGUUUGAGAUGGUGGUUGAGGACUUUCCACGAGGGCACAUCACUCUGCAAUACUCAGACGGAUCUCAAACCUCCAAGAGUCCAGCAUUGAUGAGGAAAAAGAGGCAGUUACAGUACUAUACAACUGCAGCACCAGCCACAACACCCUGGCCUUGGUACACAACACCCUGGUGGUGGUGGCAGCAGCACUCAACCACAACAACUGCAGCACCAACUACAACUGCAGCACCAACCACAACACCCUGGCCUUGGUACACAACACCCUGGUGGUGGGGGCAGUACUCAACCACAACAACUGCAGCGCCAACAACAACUACAGCACCACCAACCACAACAACUGCAGCACCAACCACAACACCCUGGCCUUGGUACACAACACCCUGGUGGUGGUGGCAGCACUCAACCACAACAACUGCAGCACCAACUACAACUGCAGCACCAACCACAACACCCUGGCCUUGGUACACAACACCCUGGUGGUGGUGGCAGCACUCAACCACAACAACUGCAGCGCCAACAACAACUACAGCACCACUAACCACAACAACUGCAGCACCAACCACAACACCCUGGCCUUGGUACACAACACCCUGGUGGUGGUGGCAGCACUCAACCACAACAACUGCAGCACCAACAACA